Molecule: messenger RNA, 4857 nt
Organism: Onthophagus taurus
Lineage: Eukaryota; Metazoa; Arthropoda; Insecta; Coleoptera; Scarabaeidae
Source: RefSeq, a predicted model, not a curated record
UAAAAUUCCCUACUAAGGUUAGAUUUGGAUCGAGGAAUAUGUGAUAAGUUAUUGUGACUGCUUUGGUGAUUGUUAACAAUUUAUUCGAACAUUAUUUGUGAAACGUUUGUUAUUAAUUGACUUCUUUAGUGUGUCCAGUCAUUCGCGACCUGAUUACGUAAAUAAUUUGCGAAAAAUCCCAACGAAAAAGCCGUGUAACUGUCCGAGGUAUGCUUUUGAAACUUAUGGCCAUGCGUUUUUAAGUCGAUCAUGGUUACUAUCCAUAUUGUGAAUAUUACGUUUAACCGAACGAAGAAAUUUUAACAUAACCCGAAGUACAACGGUUUAAAGUACUUAUAGUUAAAUUUUAAUUGACUAUGGCUUCACAUGUUACACCUUCACAAAAUCCAACCUCAAAAUUACUACCCAACUCUGAACCAUCCGGUCAGGGUCCUUCUUACGCACGUGCUGUAAAAUCAACCGAAAAUAAAGAAAUUAUAGAUGAUGAGCCCCCAAAAGACCCACAGCCCCCUCCAAUCACUCAACCUGUGGAACCCCAAACAGUCCCAACAGCACAAGAUGAUCAAGAAGGUACUUUUACUCAAGUGGUAAGCCACAGUAGGCGCGAGCGUAAAAAUGAAAGGCAAAGACGUGAUCGCAACAAAGAUGCACCCCACAAAAAUGUAAAUGGCUUCAAGGAAAAAGACCACCCCCGUGACAUGAAACGAGAAGUUUCCUACGAAAAAGGCGAAAAGGAUAUGGAUAAAGAACCCGAGAAGAAAAUGUUUAUUGAGGCCCCUCUGCCAAAAGUCAACCCGUGGUUGAACAAAAAUGCUGCACUUGUGGUGGCAAAACGUACUGUACAAACACAAAAAUCAGAACCAAUCCCCAAUGGACCCACAAAGUCCAAAGAUUCUAACAAUAAGAAGAAACAACAAAAGGUUAGUGAUUUCGCAUAUGGCGGCGAUUGGCCCACGCUCGGCGACCACUCCACAGAGCGUAAAUCGCCUGUUAAUCAAGUGGUGCCAGAUCCUCCUCAAAGCAGCUCAAAGCAAUCCUCUUCUAAUGAUGGAGACACCACCGAUCCGGCGGAACAAGAAGAGGUUGAGACCGAAAAGAAGAAGAAAAACUCGAAGCACAAAUGGGUUCCGUUGGACAUCGAGUUGAGGAAGGGCAAAAAAGACCCGGACUCUUCAAGACAUAAGGAACGCUUUGAUACGCAAUCCACGGUUAGCGAUGGCGAUAAAGAUUGGAGAGCGGAAAUCAACGGCGGUGGUCAUCAUCAGGGUAACGGUAGACAAUCAAGACCAGCGUCGGCUGCUCCCCGAGGCAGAGGCCAUCGAAAUCGCGGUGGACGACGAACCGCUUUUAAUAGAAACGCGAGAGGUUCGCAUGGAAAUGCCGAAAAUUCAUCGGAAUACACUUCGGAUUAUGCUUUAAAGUAUGGCUUGAAUAUGGACUUGGUGAACAUCACGCCUUAUAUGGGAACUUUUUAUUUCAACAGUAGUAGUUACGUCAAUUUAGAUAGCCCAACAUUGAAAGCUCACGUUAAGAACCAGAUCGAGUAUUAUUUCAGCGAAGAAAAUCUGAUGCGGGACUUCUUUUUGCGAAGGAAGAUGGACGCCGAUGGUUACUUGCCCGUUACGUUAAUCGCUUCGUUUCAUAGAAUUCAAUCCCUAACUAGCAACAUUUCUUUGGUGUUGGACGCAAUCGCUAGUUCGGAUAAAUUAGAAUUAUCUUCAGGAUUUAAAGUGCGCACUCGUCAAGAUCCCAAAAAGUGGCCCAUCCUCGACAAAGGCGAAGACGACAAACCACUCUCCCUAGACCAGCUGGUGCCUCCUCCUCCGUUGCCUAAAACUUUUAGAGAUCCGCACGUCGAAAAUCUUAACCCCGACGUCGCCGAAUUCGUACCACAUGACAAUAUAAAUUCUACAGAUUCUAAUCAGGAAUGCCAAAACCCGAAAAAAACUACAACGAUCACUGCCAAUGCUACAACUGACGAUCAUCACCAAGAGAUAUUAGAUGACAAUACCUGGAAAGAGGUGAAAAGAAAAACAAAAGAAGCCAAAUCAAAGAAAGAUCCAAAAGAAAAAACUGAGCAACAAAAAAAUGAACGCGAAGAGCUCGAAUUUUAUUUUGACGAAGAGCUCGAAGAUGUUCCAACCGGACGUCAAAAUACGUUCACCACGGAUUGGUCCGAGGAUGACUUGGACGAACUGAGCGAUCGUGACAUUAACAAAAUUCUCAUAGUAACUCAAUCGUCUCGCGUACCAAAACAUGAGGGUUAUGAUCGCACGGGCGAUUGGACGACCCGAGUAAAAAUGACCGAAGAAUUAGAACAAGCAAUCAACGACGGUUUGUAUUAUUACGAGGAAGGUUUGUGGAACGACGCUUCUGAUCGACCCAGUAGUGGUAGUUAUCGCACCGUAAGAACGAUUACCCAAGAAGUGUUCGAAAUGAUGGCGCCGCCGGCACCGAAAAAACAAAACCCUGAGGUUCCACCACCACCACCACCGGUGAUGGUUGAACGUCAACAACCUGCAAAACAAUCAUCGACAACGGGAGGUCGCAAUCAAAGACAACAUAGCCAACGUAACGUUCCUAGAUUUUAUGCGGUUGUUAAGGAUGAAUCUCCCGAUCCGAGAACACCCCGCAAACGCAAAACAAGACAUUCUAAUAAUCCUCCCGUCGAAAACCAUGUGGGAUGGAUUAUGGAUGUUAAAGAGCACCGAGUUCGUACCACUUCGGCUGGUAGUAGUAUGGGAACUAGCCCCAAUGAAAGCCAAUUAGCAACAAGUUUGGGUAGCAUACCUCAAUCAUUACCAACGUUCCAACACCCAUCACAUGCUUUAUUAAAAGAAAACAAUUUCACUCAACAAGCUUAUCAUAAAUAUCGACAACGUUGUUUGAAGGAACGAAAACGAUGGGGUAGCGGACAGUCGAGCGAAAUGAACACUUUAUUCAGAUUUUGGUCAUUCUUCUUACGCGAGAACUUCAACCGAUCGAUGUACGGAGAAUUCAAAUCCAUCGCCUUGGAGGAUGCCGAAAAAGGUUAUCGUUACGGACUCGAGUGUUUAUUCAGGUUUUAUUCAUAUGGUCUCGAGAACAAAUUCAGGCCGCAUUUAUACGAAGACUUCCAAACGGAAACCAUCAAGGAUUACGAAAACGGACAAUUAUAUGGAUUAGAGAAAUUUUGGGCUUUCCUCAAAUAUUAUAAACACAGUGGCAACCUUCAAAUUAAUACUACCCUUAAGCAAUACUUGUCCAAGUUUAAAACCAUCGAAGAUUUUCGAGUUGAAGAGAUAAACGAAGUGAAACAUCAAAACGGGAGGGUCCAGAAUCGUGGUAAAGGGGGAGGAAGAAAUCGCAGCGUAUCCGAAAGUCAAACCGGCGUGGCGAUGGCGAAUGCGGCGCGCAAUAAUGAUGAUCGUCGAAACUCGGGUAGUAAUAAUACAAAACUCAGGAAUGAUAUACGUGAUCAGUCCGGAACAAGUGCUCCGGCUUCAACAGGAUAUUUAUCUGGUCGAGACAGGUCUCGUACAUACUCUUUUGGAUCGGCGCGUUCACGUAACAAUACUCGUAACAGAACGGAGCUGUGGAGACAAAGGGAUACUGAGAGUAAGUAAUAAAUGAAAUGUUAAUUUAAAAAAGAAAACAAGUAUGCGAACGGUCUUAGUGUAAUAGUUUCGAUAAUAGGUAAGAAAGAGACUGCGCAGGCAAACGCUUGAUGGGCGGAAAGACAACUUAACGUCACUGUAAUAUUGGUUAAGUAGCUCUAAAAUCCCGAAUGUACAGUACCGUAAGAAAAAGCACUGAGGGGAAAAUGUGAUCGGACGACCUUGUCCACCUCAUAAUGUAAAUAGCGAAAGGGAAAACUAUACUCAGUGCCAUUUUUGCCUUAUACAGAUGGUUAAAUACGUUUUUCGAGAAUCAUUAACUUUAGCCACAAUUUUUUUUUUGUCAGAAGCGAAGAGUCUGUUCACGAGUUUUUUUGGUAGUUGUUUACGUUUUUUCUUUUUUUCUAUAAUUGGGUUACUAUGUGUACAUAGGUUUAUAAAUAUAUAUAUAUAGCUAUACAUAAUAUACAUAAAUAAGGAAAACCGCUCAUAAUGUUAUACAAAGUAUAUUUACAUUAGCCCUCUACGUUAGCUUUUUCGUUUUUUUUUGAUGUUUAACUUGAAAGUUUAUUGAUAUUAUUAAUUUGGCGGGCAGUUCCAAUUUUUUCAGAUACUGAGACUAGGAACUGGCCGCUUUAAUACAUAUUAUUUAAAUUGUGGUACUAUGUUAAGAUUUAAUCUUUAUAGUUUAAAUUUCAAUGUGCAGGAAAUUUCAUUUUCAUUUUAUUGUGUUUAGGCGUUCGUUUUAAAACUAAAAAAUUCAAGUUACUUAAAAUCGAAACAUUUUCUAUUUGCGUUAACGUCACCCGAACAAUUUUCAAGCACCACAUACAGAAUCAUCUUUUUAUAAAGUAAGUAAUUACUAAAUUUAAUUGAUAAGAGAAAUUUAAUAUUUUUUAAUAAUAAUCGUAUAGAGUGAUUUUUUAUUUGAUGAACUAGCAAAAAAAGAAACGAUGUUAUCUUAUAAGUAUAAUUACAUACGCAACUAUUAGGUAAGGCUGAACAUAACGUUGCUGUAGUGUGAGAAAUUAUUUUUAAAAAUUACACUGGCAAGUUGUAGCAACGUGAAGUAGAAACUUAUUAAUUUCAUUGGCACCCAAUUAAUUAAUUUCUGACACUACAUUUACUGUUAGUCAUUACAGAUUGUCUAUAACUGAUUAAGUUAGCUUGUAAAUUGUGUUUUUGGAAGUGUGAUUACUUAUUGUCUUCCAGUAACACUAAAAAAACAAAAAAAAAGAUUAAAACUCCACAAAAACCGCAA